AUGCGACGGUCAAGAGGCUCUGAUGAGGAUGAGGAAGAGGAGGACAUCCCACUUCAUCACAAGAAGCCAUUCGGCUCAGGACUGAAGCGCAAGAAGAUCGAGUUCGUGCGUGCCACGGACCCCGACGAGACGGCAGUUGCGGCCUCCGCCUCGAGAGCCAAGGCUUCGGCUAUUGGGGAUCUCUACGCUAGUAUCGUGCUCAGCCAGUCCUCCGCCAGCUCUAGCACGCCGACGCCGACUCCGGAGGUGGCGGGAGAAGAAGCAGCGGGAGGCACGACACCCCAGGAGACGUCAGAUCAGACCAUCUGCCCCGUGUGCCUGCUGCCAAUCACCACGUCGAUCAGCAAGCACAACGCUUCGCUUGCUCACCAGGUCAGCCUUGAGCACUCCCACCCGCCGUCGGCGCUCGACAGAUCUCGCAUGGGCCUCAAGGCCCUCGAGGCGCAAGGGUGGAAUCCAGAUGCGCGCCAAGGACUGGGCAGGGAGGGAGAAGGAAUGCGGUUCCCCAUCAAGGUGUCGGCCAAGGAGGACAAUCUCGGGAUUGGAGCUACGAUCCCGGAGAUGAAAGAGGGUGAGGUCAAGGUCGUCAAGGAGAAGCCGAUGAGCGUUAAAGAGCUCAAGGCUGCCCAAGCAAAGGAAAAGACGAAGACGGAGAAGCUCCAGCGAGAAAUCUUUGGGAGCGUUGACGUGGACAAAUAUCUCACGAGGGGCGCGGAGUGGGAAUGA
This is a messenger RNA of Clonostachys byssicola, 726 nucleotides long. NCBI's taxonomy places the organism in Eukaryota, Fungi, Ascomycota, Sordariomycetes, Hypocreales, Bionectriaceae. The record is from the annotation of a GenBank genome assembly.